AUGCGCCGAGCAGAGUUCAUAGCAGACGACAUCAACAUCGACGACAGCGACGUCUUUCACUUCACGGCAGAACGUGUACUUUACAAAUUAGGUUUUGAUUAUCAGCACAACCAAAUAUGGAAAUAUGCACAUGUUUGUUUAUCAAUAUCGAUCUGUUUUACAGUUAAGGGUUAUGGCGGAGCGGUCUACACUCGAUGGGGUAAAACUGGAUGUCCGUUUAAAACUCAACUUGUAUAUAAAGGAAUAGCUGGAGGAACUCAUUAUAGUCAUAAGGCCGGACCUGCUAAUAUCCUGUGCCUGCCAGACAACCCUGAAUAUGGAAACCACACUCCAGGAUUUCAAUCUCAAGGUGCCAUAUAUGGUACAGAAUAUGAAACCAAACAACAUUCCAUCAGUUUCAAACACCUUCAUAACCAUGACGUUCCCUGUGCUGUGUGCAGAAGUACAACCAAGACAAGCGUCAUCAUGGUGCCUGCCAAGAUGUCCUGCUUUCCUGGGUGGCAUGUGGAGUACACGGGGUAUCUGAUGGGUGGCCAUUAUAAUUAUGCUGCCAGUGAGUAUCUGUGUGUUGAUGGAGAUGCAGAAAAGGAUCGCAGUGGCCAUGAAAACAAGAACGGGCAACUCUUGUAUCUUGUUGAAGGUGUCUGUGGUUCCCUGCCAUGUCCUCCAUACAAGAAUUACUGGGAGCUGAGAUGCACUGUUUGCUCGAAAUAAGUCACAGUCAAUCUGCCACUGUCAUAUACGUGAAUAAAACCAUUUUGCGUGCAUGAAAACAAAUGUGGAAUGUUUUAAUUAUUACUACUACUGAGAUGCUGUUACAAUGUGUGAAUCCCAUUUCUUGUGUCCCCCGCCGUGAUAUUGCUGUAAUAUUGCUAAAAGCGGCGUAAAACCAACUCACUCACUCACUCACUCAUUAAAUACUGUCUUCUGGAUAAGGCUUGAGAAAAGUGGUUUGUAUUAAGUAGAAUGUGGAUGAUUUAUUAAAUUGAGAAUGACAUUCUACAGAAGACGCAGCUAUAGAUAUAACUACGCUCUUUUACAUGUGAUACGUGUAUACAUAAGAUAUGCACUCGCAUGCGCACAUGUAAAACAAUGCAUAUCAAGCAGCCUAAGUAAAUCAAUAUCAUUAU
Molecule: messenger RNA, 1130 nt
Organism: Haliotis rubra (blacklip abalone)
Lineage: Eukaryota; Metazoa; Mollusca; Gastropoda; Lepetellida; Haliotidae
Exons: 3
Coding region: 1-714 (237 amino acids)
Source: RefSeq, a predicted model, not a curated record